Baudoinia panamericana UAMH 10762 is the source of this 1038-nucleotide messenger RNA. RefSeq lists its product as uncharacterized. Bases 1 to 1038 code for a protein of 345 amino acids. The record is from RefSeq and is a predicted model, not a curated record. Gene Ontology annotation, cellular component: peroxisomal membrane. Gene Ontology annotation, molecular function: FAD transmembrane transporter activity; AMP transmembrane transporter activity; ADP transmembrane transporter activity. The transcript is spliced from 4 exons. Lineage: Eukaryota; Fungi; Ascomycota; Dothideomycetes; Mycosphaerellales; Teratosphaeriaceae.
AUGUCUGACCGCGUAGGCGCCCCUACCCCAUCCAACCCUCUCCCUGCCGCGACCCAACCGCAAGCCCAAACACAGAAUGUCACGUCGGGCUCCCCAGCAGCUCAGAAUGUCGCAGCACAACAGAGUGACAAUGUUGCUCACGCGCUGGCGGGUGCCGGUGGAGGUUUACUUUCUAUGGCGUUGACGUACCCUUUGAUCACGCUGUCAACGCGAGCCCAAGUAGAGAAGAAGAAGGCUCAUACAGGCACUCUGUCGGCCGCCAAGCGAAUCAUCGACCGCGAAGGUGUGGUUGGGCUCUAUGCGGGCUUGUCGAGCGCACUUUUUGGCAUCACAGUCACCAACUUCGUUUAUUACUAUUGGUAUGAAUUCACUCGAGCCUUCUUCCAGCGAACCACGCAGAAGGCACGCCUGAGCACGCUCGAAUCAAUGGCCGCUGGAGCCGUCGCCGGAAGUGCUACGGUUCUCCUUACCAACCCCAUCUGGGUUGUGAACACCCGCAUGACCGCUCGCAAGGACGAGUCCCUUGACUCAGCAUUGCCGACUGCCGAGGGUGAUGCUGCAGCGCCUCGGAAGCCGAAGGCACCGAGCACCAUCUCCACCUUCAUGAAGAUCAUCCAAGAGGAUGGUUUCUUGCGUCUCUUCGCCGGUGUACUGCCGGCGCUUGUGCUGGUUAUCAACCCAAUCUUGCAAUACACCAUCUUUGAGCAGCUCAAGCAGCUCCUUGAGAAGCGACGCAAGGUUACCGCCCGUGAUAGCUUCAUGCUCGGCGCUAUCGGCAAGCUCGCCGCUACUUCCAUCACGUAUCCGUACAUCACUGUCAAGUCCCGGGCGCACGUUGCGAGCGGAGAAGGCUCGAAAGAGGGUAUGACUGCUAGCUUGAGGCGGAUCGUAAGAGAAGAGGGCAUUGGAGGCCUUUAUGGCGGUAUCGGCGCCAAGGUUACGCAGUCCGUGCUUACCGCUGCAUUCCUCUUUGCAUUCAAGGAUGUGCUCUACGAUGCGACCAUAAAGGCUCGCCGCACUAUCGCAAAGAGGGCGUAG